Camellia sinensis is the source of this 1419-nucleotide messenger RNA. Lineage: Eukaryota; Viridiplantae; Streptophyta; Magnoliopsida; Ericales; Theaceae. The record is from RefSeq and is a predicted model, not a curated record.
ACUCCCCCAAAUAGCUCCUUGUUAGAGCUUCCGGAUUCCAAUUGUGAGAAGUGAGAGAGAGAGAGAGAGAGAGAGAGAGGACAGCAUCGAUAAGUCGAGAACAAAAAAACAUACAGAGAGCAAAGAGUAAUGGUGGGGGAGAUGUCAAAAGGACUAGUGGCGACUCAGACACAGAACCCAGUAGCUUAAUUACAAGCCAAGUUCAAGGAAUUGGAGGCAGGGUUCAAAGCAUGGUUGGCCAAGCAGUCGUUGCCAAUAGAGGCCGGCGUCGUCAUCGCCACAAGGGCCGCCUAGGGCGCCGCCAUAGGUGCUUUCAUGGGCAUCCUCACCAACGACGUCUCUUCUUCUUUCCCCACUCCUCCUCCUAAUGCUACCUCUAUGAAUCACCAAGCCAUGGCCUCUCUCCAGCAAGCCCAGGUUGCUGCAGGUUUAUUGUCUGUGCAUGUGAUAGAGAAACUUAAAAAUGGUGAUACAGGGAGUUUGCCUGUCUCUUUAAUUGAGAGGAUUCACAUCUUGUUGAAAAAGUUGAGUGAGCUGCCUGCUUUUUUGGAAUUGGUAGCUCAAUAUACACAGCAUGGUUACAAUGAAGGAAAAGAGUUGCACUGUUUAAUACUUAGUGAUCUAUACUAUCAUCUACAAGGAGAGCUUGAUGGUCGUAAGAUUGAUCCUGGACCAUUCAAAGAGCUCUGCCAGUAUCUGGUCAAAUCAAAAUUUGUGCAAAUGUAUCAGCAUAAAUACAAUGGAGACCUUUCUGCACAUGCCAAGGAUGUCUACUUGUUUGACUCUUCACGUUUCUGAACAGAUUUGGAAAUUGAUUUGUGGGAUUAUUUUGAGUGGAAAGCAUCUAAAGCAGUAGCAGAAACAAUGUUGCUCUGCUUGCAGAAUGCGAAUUCAAUGGUGUUGCUUGCAAGUUCUAAGCUUUCUGCAUUAAAAUCAUUGAUAACUAUAGUAUCCAUGAAUGAGGAAGAUGUAAGUUUUCUGAAUUCUGAUUUCCAUUCUUGCAGUUAUCAUGAUUGGACCUUUGGGACCUAUAACUAGUUUGCUAUUAUAAAUUUUAAAAUUUUGGUGACUGCAUCUUGAUUCCAUCUUGCACUUGAAAAGAAGUAUUUGAACCAUAUUGCAAGGUAGCUUAUGGUUUUGGAUAGGGUUUUAACCCAAGCCAAUAAACUUUUGAGAAUCUUUGACUUUAUAAUUAAAGCAUGGAAUAAAAGUCAUUGCAAAACGCUAAAAACAUUACAUAAAUAAGGAAACAAGAGGCUGAAAGUUGUCACAAAACUCUAAAAACAUUAGAUAAAUGGUAAAACUGCUAUAAAGUUAAAAAUUCUUGGAAGUUUAUUGUCUCGGAUUAAAACCCUAUCCAAGAAGUGCACCACUGAAACAUAAAGGUCAUGUUCUUUAGCAUACUGAUUAUAGUUUGAA